UGGCGCCCAACGCAGAGACUGUCGCCAGGUGCCUAGGUUCUACAGAAUAGCCACUGACUGAAGUGAUGGAGAGCGGCCCAGCCGUCUGCUGCCAAGACCCUCGAGCAGAGCUGGUAGAUCGGGUGGCAGCCAUCAAUGUGGCCCACUUGGAAGAGGCAGAUGAGGGUCCAGAGCCUGCCAGGAAUGGUGUGGCCCCUCCACCCCGGGCCAGAGCUGCCUCUGUGAUCCCUGGCAGUGCUUCAAGACUCACUCCAGUGCGUCCCAGCCUCUCAGCUAGAAAGUUCUCCCUGCAGGAACGAGCAGCUGGAAGCUGUCUGGAGGCCCAGGUUGGGCCUUACUCUACAGGACCUGCCAGUCACAUCUCUCCUCGGGCCUGGCGGAGACCCACCAUCGAGUCCCACCAUGUGGCCAUCUCAGACACGGAGGACUGUGUGCAACUGAACCAGUACAAGCUGCAGAGUGAGAUUGGCAAGGGUGCCUACGGUGUGGUGAGGUUGGCCUACAACGAAAGUGAAGACAGACACUAUGCAAUGAAAGUUCUUUCCAAAAAGAAGUUACUGAAGCAAUAUGGCUUUCCUCGCCGUCCUCCCCCCAGAGGAUCCCAAGCUGCCCAGGGAGGGCCAGCCAAACAGCUGUUGCCCCUGGAGCGCGUGUACCAGGAGAUUGCCAUUCUGAAGAAGCUGGACCAUGUGAAUGUCGUCAAAUUGAUCGAGGUCCUGGAUGACCCUGCUGAAGACAAUCUCUAUUUGGUGUUCGACCUCCUGAGAAAGGGGCCAGUCAUGGAAGUGCCCUGCGACAAGCCCUUCCCAGAGGAGCAAGCUCGCCUCUACCUCCGGGACAUCAUCCUGGGCCUUGAGUACUUGCACUGCCAGAAGAUUGUCCACAGGGACAUCAAGCCAUCCAAUCUACUCCUUGGGGAUGAUGGGCACGUGAAGAUCGCCGACUUUGGUGUCAGCAACCAGUUUGAGGGGAAUGAUGCGCAGCUGUCUAGUACGGCAGGAACCCCGGCAUUCAUGGCCCCAGAGGCUAUUUCUGAUUCUGGCCAGAGCUUCAGUGGGAAGGCCUUGGAUGUAUGGGCCACUGGAGUCACGCUGUAUUGCUUUGUCUAUGGGAAGUGCCCAUUCAUUGAUGAGUACAUCCUGGCCCUGCACAGGAAGAUCAAGAAUGAGGCCGUGGUGUUCCCUGAGGAGCCAGAGGUCAGUGAGGAACUCAAAGACCUGAUCCUGAAGAUGCUAGACAAGAAUCCUGAAACAAGAAUUGGGGUGUCAGAUAUCAAGUUACACCCUUGGGUGACUAAACAUGGAGAGGAACCCCUCCCUUCAGAGGAGGAACACUGCAGUGUGGUGGAGGUGACUGAGGAAGAGGUGAAGAACUCAGUCAAGCUCAUCCCCAGCUGGACCACUGUGAUCCUGGUCAAGUCUAUGCUGAGAAAACGUUCCUUUGGAAACCCAUUCGAGCCCCAAGCACGCAGGGAAGAAAGAUCCAUGUCUGCACCAGGAAACUUACUGAUGAAAGAAGGAUGUGGAGAAGGGAGUAAAAGCCCAGAGCUUCCCGGAGUCCAGGAAGAUGAGGCUGCAUCCUGAGUCCCUGCAUGUGUCCAGGGCCAUCGGCAGCAUGCUCAUUCCGCACCUCCAGAGGCCCACCGCCCUCAUGCAAUAGUCGCCCCUGCAGGCAGGGGGCUGGGGACUGCGGCCCCUCUCCUGGCCCCCCUCACCCAUUGUGCUGCAUGACCUGCGCACAGGCACAUCCAGGGACAGGA
This is a messenger RNA of Grammomys surdaster, 1759 nucleotides long. RefSeq names its product calcium/calmodulin dependent protein kinase kinase 1 (gene Camkk1). Gene Ontology annotation, molecular function: ATP binding; protein kinase activity. Bases 66 to 1583 code for a protein of 505 amino acids. Lineage: Eukaryota; Metazoa; Chordata; Mammalia; Rodentia; Muridae. The record is from RefSeq and is a predicted model, not a curated record. The transcript has 16 exons. Gene Ontology annotation, biological process: CAMKK-AMPK signaling cascade; activation of protein kinase activity; protein phosphorylation.